This is a messenger RNA of Scaptodrosophila lebanonensis, 1228 nucleotides long. RefSeq lists its product as uncharacterized. The transcript has a single exon. Bases 241 to 1035 code for a protein of 264 amino acids. The record is from RefSeq and is a predicted model, not a curated record. NCBI's taxonomy places the organism in Eukaryota, Metazoa, Arthropoda, Insecta, Diptera, Drosophilidae.
UGACUUCUGCGUUAACUUCGAAGCUAAACACUCAAUAUUGUACAAAAUAUUAUUCUCCUGCCUGAAAUCCAACAAUCUUUGACAAACAUGAUUAAAAGCCAACGCAUACAAAGCACCAAAACUCUAGCACAAAAUUAUUUAAGCCACAAUUAUAAAUUUAAGCGUAAACUCUUGAAACAUCAUUUUAACCAGUUUCAAAACUUUUCGGCCCACUACGACCCACAAAAUUCCUAGUAGAGAAUGUCAAAGUUUUGCAGUAGUCUCCACUCCAAUCGCAGCGGUAGCCGGAAACCACCAUGGAGCGAUUGGUGUGAGCGUAACUCGAGGCCCAAGCCCAGGUUUCUGCCGCCUGCCCGACCGGAGCCGACGCGUUGGCAAAAGCCCGGCCCAAUGAGACGCCAGGACUGGAUCAAGUUUUACAAAUGGGCGAUGGUGAAUGCCCAGCCAGUGGAGUUUGUCCUCCCACCAGAGGAGCACCACUCUGAAAGGCCAAGAGCCCAAUGCAGUGAAGAGACGCUAGUCAAGCCAACAUCUUUGGCCACAUUAAGCACACCGCGUUGGCCGCGUCAAAAGGUUGAACCCUCCUGUCCACAAGACUAUCCCUAUCGACCUGUUCAGAGUGCAAAGAACCUGCGACCUCGUCGUCCCGAGCCCACACGGCCAGUUUGUAAGCCUGUGGUACCCUGUUGUUUCCAGCACGAGGAGCUCGAGGCCGAUUUCUGGUCAGAGUUGCGUUUCCCCGUCUCGAAACGUGCCCAACAUGCAACGGCCUCCAAAAGAAUCGUAAAACUGGCCAAGCCCAAACAGUAUCCAACGAAACCUCUACACGAACAGUGUAUUCCAAAGAAGGAGGAGGUGAAAAUGCCGAAACGGAAACGCAUGAACUCCCGGCAAUGGCGGGAUCAUCAACAGCGACUCCAAUAUCUGUCCAAGCCAAAUGCUCGUGUCUUGGCCGAGCUGGCUGAAAUGUAUGGCGAGUGCGAGGAAGAUUCCUAUUGUGAUGAGUAUGAUCCGUAUGAAUGUUGUUACAACUAAGUUCUGCGGAAAUUAGCAAGUAGCGCUACCUUGUUAAGCAAUUUCCCCAAUCACUUUUGAUAUGAGUGUGAAGGAGCAAAUUGUUUUGCAGUGUAGCGUCGCUUGCUUAUGGAUUUGCUGCCACACUAGACAUUUUUAAUAUUUUAGUACACUUCGUUUCUUUUUUUAAUAAAUACGGACAGUUUUAAUACAA